GCGGGGCAGGAAGCGGGACGGGCCUGGACGGGCCGCGGAGCCGCCGGCCGAUGCCAAGGCGCAGGGAGGUGCCGGCGCUGGGCAGCCUGUGCCUGCAGAGCCUGGUGCAGCACAUGCAGAGCCUCUGGGUGAGGGACUACAGCGACAAUUACCUGGAUGAGUUCCAGUUCCGCUUCGUUAUGGGCCCCUUCAACGACCUCCCCGGAAGCGCGGUGCAGGAGCUGCUGCGGGUGCUGGCCGAGAGCCGGCGCCUCUCACGGGCAGCGCUGCACCUGCUGCUGCUGCCGCAGCUGCGGGAGCUCAGCCUCAGCCCCUGCCCCGGCCUCGCCAGCAACGGCAUCGCCCGCUUACUCGCCCUGCGCUGCCAGGGCCUGAGCUCUCUGGACCUGCGUGGCUGCAGCCGGCUCUCUCCGGCGGCGCUGGAGGCGGUGGUGGAGGCGCUGCCGCGGCUGCAGCGCCUGGUGCUGGCGGCCACGCAGGCGGAGGAGCGCGUGCUUUCGGCGCUGGGCCGCCGCUGCCGAGCCCUGCGGGAGCUCGACGUCUCGCACUGCCGGAACCUGGCCCCCCGUGCUCUGCGCUGCCUGGCCUUCGACCCGCUGCACCGGCGCCGGGGCUGCCCCGCGCUGCGCGUCCUGCUGGCCCGCGGCCUGGAGCUGGCAGGGGAUGGCGGCACGGCCCCGGCCUCGGCGCUGGCCUUCCUGCUGCUGGCACUGCCGUGCCUGGAGUUCCUGGCGCACGGCGCUGUGCCGGACACCCUCCGCCUCCUGCAUGAGCAGGAACUGGAUGGUGCGGAGGAUGCCGAUGGCUUCCCCUCACUGCAGGAGGCGGCGCGGUGGCGGGGGGUAACGCCGGGGGGGGCCCGGCUCACGCUGCCCCUGCGGCGCGUGGAGGAUGUGGAGGAGCCUGACCUGGCUGUGGUCCGGGCCAUGUGUCCGCAGGCCGAGGAGGCCAAUGUGUGGUUGAGAGACGGCACCGGCACUGCGGAGCUGCAGCGCUGGGGCUCCCUGUCCCAGCUGACGCUGGGCUGUGCCGAGGGCCGGGCGCUGGCGGGGCUGGUGCCGGUGCUGCAGAGCCUGGGCCCGCGCCUGCAGAGCCUGACCCUGCACGGCUUCUGCUGCCACGACGGGCUGGCCCUGGUGGCUGUGCUGGCGGCGUGCCCCGGGCUGCAGGCUUUCAGCGCCGAGCUGCACCUCCCGCCAGACACCGGCACCGAGAGCGGGGAGCCAGAUGAGGAGCCACCACGCUGUGCCAGCGACCCCCUGCCCCGCGGCUGCCCCCAGCUCCAGACCUUCUCCUUGACGCUGGCUGGCGGCACCGGCUCCGGGCUGGCGCUGGGCACCACGCUGAGCCCUGCACUGACCUCGCUGCUGCGCCAUGCGCCACGCCUGCAGCGCCUGCGCCUGCUCGCCAUCCCCUUCCCACUGGAUCCGGUGUUCCAGGCGGUGCUGGCGGCGCCGGGGCCGCCGCUGCAGGAGCUGCAGGAGCUGAGCCUGGCCGGGAGCCACGUGUCUGGCCGCACCGUGCGCUUGCUGCUGGCUUCCCACAGCCGCCUGCGCCGCAUGGACCUGAGCCGCUGCCGCGACGUCCACCGGCGCGACUACGACGGCUUCCUGCAGCGCGUGAGGAAGCAGCGCCUGGACCUGGACAUCGCCUGGGAAUAGCGGCACCGGCGGCACCUGCCUUUAAUAAAGGAGCUGUGCUGCCGACGGCGGCACCAUC
Pezoporus flaviventris is the source of this 1719-nucleotide messenger RNA. RefSeq lists its product as uncharacterized. The record is from RefSeq and is a predicted model, not a curated record. The transcript is spliced from 4 exons. Lineage: Eukaryota; Metazoa; Chordata; Aves; Psittaciformes; Psittacidae. The coding region runs from base 51 to 1661 and encodes 536 amino acids. Gene Ontology annotation, cellular component: SCF ubiquitin ligase complex. Gene Ontology annotation, biological process: SCF-dependent proteasomal ubiquitin-dependent protein catabolic process.